Dibothriocephalus latus is the source of this 426-nucleotide messenger RNA. NCBI's taxonomy places the organism in Eukaryota, Metazoa, Platyhelminthes, Cestoda, Diphyllobothriidea, Diphyllobothriidae. The record is from the annotation of a GenBank genome assembly.
AUGCUCCCGCCGUCUCCAAAACAGUCCUCCUGUGCACUGAAGUCAAAGGCGGUGUCGGAAUUAUCUAUUUUAGACAACUUUAGUCAGCUGCCGCCGCCGCCGCCACCUCCACCGCCACCUCCGUCGCCGCCACCACCUCUGUUUUGGUCCGAUCUUACAAGUAGACCGAAUGGAGACGCCUUGAAAAUUCAUUGCGACGAAACGCAGGAGGUCGAUUUGCCACUCAGAGGGGGUGGCGAUUCACCUCAGGUUCAGCCGGAACUGCCUAUGGAGCUAGCAGUUUCAAAGGGGACACAAAGCACGUGUACGCAAACGGAACUCGUCGUGGAUAGUGAAGACGAGAUUAUAUUAACACCAUCAACCUCUACAGGUAUGUCUGCCUUCCAACUUUUCAAUGUUAACCGUCUUAUUGACCAUCUAUUCUGA